Molecule: messenger RNA, 468 nt
Organism: Lentinula edodes (shiitake mushroom)
Lineage: Eukaryota; Fungi; Basidiomycota; Agaricomycetes; Agaricales; Omphalotaceae
Exons: 3
Source: RefSeq, a predicted model, not a curated record
ACUACUAUGCCUGCGCAUCUGAGGGAGAGUCUGGAAAUAGCCAUACAAGCUUGCUUAUCAGACACCUCUGCUCAAUUCAAGAGUCAGGAACCUUCCUCCUCAGUUGAAACUGCUUCCUUUUCAUCUCUGCACUUCACCAAUCAGACGCGAUAUUUGACUCAUGGUUACAAUGCUCCUAAAGAUAUUCAUCCUUUGUACCUGAUCAACGCAGAAGGGGGAAGGAUGAAUCAUAGUCAACUUCUAUGUCAUCCUUCCGAAGACAUUCAGAAACUAUCUGGGCCUUACGCGGAUCUUAAACAGAGUUUGGAGGGAGUUCUACGUUGGGUAGUUGAGAAGGUUUUGCUCAUCCAUCCUCACGUCUUUCAAGAACUUGUGGCUUCGGUGGAUGUCCUCCCCUUGCAAGACACAUCUCCGGUCUCUCCUUUUACCAGCAUUGUGUUUAACAUCAAUGUCGGAACUCUGGCACAC